AUGUCGGGUUCUCAAGCUUCGGAGCAGUUAAAGCAAUCCAUGCAGCAGCAACAGCAACAGCUGCAAAAUCAACAGCAACUAAAACGACAGCUUCCUUUCUCUAUGAAGCCGCCGUUUAUGGCUCCUGGAGGCGACUAUCACCGCUUCCCUUCAACUGAGCCUCGCCGCAUCGCCGAUCAAGAUGCUGAAGCAAUCGUCGUUAAGUCUCCCUUAAAGAGGAAGAGUGAUAUAGCAGAUCGGGAAGUUGAGUCUAGUGAGUGGACAAUGCCUCCUGGAUACACUGAAGUGGUUAGCAGCCCCCUCCAGACUCCUGUAUCAGGAAAAGGGGGGAAGGCUCAAAAAACAUCAAGGCUAACAAAAAGCAGUAAAGCUGGUCCUCAAACUCCUGCUUCAAAUCUUGGUUCUCCUGGCAAUAAUCUCACUCCCUCAGGUCCUUGUCGUUAUGACAGCUCCUUAGGGCUUUUGACAAAGAAGUUCAUCAAUUUGAUUAAACAAGCUGAAGAUGGUAUUCUUGAUUUAAAUAAAGCUGCUGAUACAUUGGAGGUGCAAAAGAGGAGGAUAUAUGACAUAACCAAUGUCCUUGAAGGAAUUGGUCUGAUUGAAAAGAAACUCAAGAACAGAAUUCAGUGGAAGGGGCUUGAUGUCUCAAGACCAGGGGAAGUAGAUGAGAAUGUUGCUACUUUGCAGGCAGAAGUUGAGAACCUUUCUAUUGAGGAACGCAGAUUAGAUGAACAAAUAAGAGAAAUGCAAGAACGAUUGAGGGACCUUAGUGAAGAUGAAAAUAAUCAAAAGUGGCUUUUUGUCACUGAGGAAGAUAUCAAGAACUUACCCUGCUUCCAGAAUGAAACACUGAUAGCUAUUAAAGCUCCACAUGGAACCACACUUGAAGUCCCAGAUCCUGAUGAGCAGGCUGUUGACUAUCCCCAGAGGAGAUACAGGAUUGUCCUCAGAAGCUCAAUGGGUCCUAUAGAUGUUUACCUUGUCAGUCAAUUUGAGGAGAAAUUUGAAGAGAUACAAGGGGUAGAUCCACCUCCGAACUUUCCAUCAACUUCAGGCUUGAAUGAGAACCCAGGAACAACAAUGGUAAUGGAGGAGAGCAGAGGGAAGGAGAUUGAAACGCAGGGCCAAGAUACUAAUAGAAUGUGCUCAGAUCUUAAUGCCUCACAGGACUUUGUGAGUGGGAUCAUGAAGAUCGUUCCCUCAGAUGUUGAUAGUGAUGCUGAUUAUUGGCUUUUAUCAGAUCCUAGUGUUAGCAUAACUGACAUGUGGCGGACUGAACCUGAGGUUGGAUGGAAUGAGUUUGGUACACUUCAUGAUGAGGAUUAUGGCAUGGGUGCUGUUAGCACGCCACGUCCUCAAACGCCUCCAUCAAAUGCAGCUGAAGUGCCAUCUGCUAAUUAAACUGGGAGGUGAAAGGCAUAUUUGUGUUUGCAGAAGUGACGAUCCCUUUGCUUGUAUUUAAGUGAGAGCAUUCCUGAUGCUGUGGAGAUUGGUGUGAAUGGUUCGCAAAAGUUGGCUGCUUGAUGUUCCUCAAAGUUUGAGGAACUAAAGAAUAGGAAGUAGGUAGAACAAUCACUGUACAGCUAAGUAAUACAAAUGAUCCACGUGAUCGUGUAGUAAAUAAGGUCAUAUGUUAUCUGAGUUAGUCCCUGUAUAUUAUUUCUUUUCUUUUUCUUUUUUAUUGCAUUAACCAAAACUUCUUGUUAGAUUGAUUGGCAUAGGGUCAUACAGACAUCAUGUGAUGGCAAACAAAUGAUCUGAUGUACCUUGUUUUUUCUAUAUUGAGAAAAUUUUGAUGAAA
Molecule: messenger RNA, 1801 nt
Organism: Theobroma umbraticum
Lineage: Eukaryota; Viridiplantae; Streptophyta; Magnoliopsida; Malvales; Malvaceae
Gene: E2F1
Product: E2F transcription factor 1
Biological process (GO): regulation of transcription by RNA polymerase II
Cellular component (GO): RNA polymerase II transcription regulator complex
Molecular function (GO): protein dimerization activity; DNA-binding transcription factor activity, RNA polymerase II-specific; RNA polymerase II cis-regulatory region sequence-specific DNA binding
Source: RefSeq, a predicted model, not a curated record